Molecule: messenger RNA, 2102 nt
Organism: Miniopterus natalensis
Lineage: Eukaryota; Metazoa; Chordata; Mammalia; Chiroptera; Miniopteridae
Source: RefSeq, a predicted model, not a curated record
UGACAGAGUGAAGACACUUCCACGUGGACACCUGACCAUGUGCCUGCCCUGAGCAUCGAGGCCCACCAGGCAUCUCUGUUGUGGGCAGCAGGGCUCAGCACUUGUCUGAGGACCCCCUGUAGUUGGCAGGCUCCCCCGGCAGUGGGGUCUGGGCCUCGGCCCCACCAUGUCGAGCCUCAGCAGUGGCUCCCAGGACACCGGCGGCAGUAGCAGUAGCAACAACACCAAUGGCAGCAGCGGCAGUGGCCCAAAGGCAGGAGUGGCCGACAAGAGUGCAGCGGUGGCCACUGCUGCACCGUCCUCAGUGGCGGAUGAUGCACCACCCCCGGAACGUCGGAACAAAAGCGGCAUCAUCAGUGAACCCCUCAACAAGAGCCUGCGCCGCUCCCGCCCUCUCUCCCACUAUUCUUCCUUUGGGGGCAGCGGGGGCAGUGGCGGUGGCAGCAUGAUGAGCGGGGAGUCUGCUGAAAAGGCUGCUGCGGCUGCAGCCGCUGCCUCCCUGUUAGCCAACGGGCACGACCUGGCCGCAGCCAUGGCUGUGGACAAAAGCAACCCUACCUCAAAGCACAAAAGUGGUGCUGUGGCCAGCCUGCUGAGCAAGGCCGAGCGGGCCACGGAGCUGGCAGCUGAAGGACAGCUGACUCUGCAGCAGUUUGCGCAGUCCACGGAGAUGCUGAAGCGCGUGGUGCAGGAGCACCUACCGCUGAUGAGCGAGGCGAGCGCGGGCCUCCCUGACAUGGAGGCCGUGGCAGGUGCUGAAGCCCUCAAUGGCCAGUCCGACUUCCCCUACCUGGGCGCCUUCCCCAUCAAUCCAGGCCUCUUCAUCAUGACCCCAGCAGGCGUGUUCCUGGCUGAGAGCGCGCUGCACAUGGCGGGCCUGGCCGAGUACCCCAUGCAGGGCGAGCUGGCCUCCGCCAUCAGCUCAGGCAAGAAGAAGCGGAAACGCUGUGGCAUGUGCCCGCCCUGCCGGCGGCGCAUCAACUGUGAGCAGUGCAGCAGUUGUAGGAACCGAAAGACUGGCCAUCAGAUUUGCAAAUUCAGAAAAUGUGAGGAACUCAAAAAGAAGCCUUCCGCUGCUCUGGAGAAGGUGAUGCUUCCGACGGGAGCUGCCUUCCGGUGGUUUCAGUGACGGCGGCGGGAACCCAAAGCUGCCCUCUCCGUGCAAUGUCACUGCUCGUGUGGUCUCCGGCAAGGGAUUCGGGCGAAGACAAACGGAUGCACCCAUCUUUAGAACCAAAAAUAUUCUCUCACAGAUUUCAUUCCUGUUUUUAUAUAUAUAUUUUUUGUUGUCGUUUUAACAUCUCCACGUCCCUAGUAUAAAAAGAAAAGAAAAAAAUUUUAACUGCUUUUUCGGAAGAACAACAAAAAAAGAGGUAAAGACGAAUCUAUAAAGUACCGAGACUUCCUGGGCAAAGAAUGGACAAUCAGUUUCCUUCCUGUGUCGAUGUCGAUGUUGUCUGUGCAGGAGAUGCAGUUUUGUGUAGAGAAUGUAAAUUUCUGUAACCUUUUGAAAUCUAGUUACUAAUAAGCACUACUGUAAUUUAGCACAGUUUAACUCCACCCUCAUUUAAACUUCCUUUGAUUCUUUCUGACCAUGAAAUAGUGCAUAGUUUGCCUGGAGAACCCACUCACGUUUAUAAAGAGAAUGUUGAUGGCGCCGUGUUGAAGCCCCUCUGUGUCCAUCCAUGUGGGCAGAGCUGCCUUGAGGCGCUCACAGAGGGGGAGGGAGCAGACUCCCCCAGGCCCAGGCCCACAGUCCCCACAAUGGGAUCCCCUACCCCAACAAUGAUUUUGCAAAAAUGAAAGUUCUGUUUAUUCGUUGAGACCUGGGGAGCCCAUGUUUCGAUAGUUCUGAUCAUGAUCAUGGCUACUUCCCUUAGAGAAAAUAAGUCCUUUUUUCCCCCGGCCUGGCUGAUGGCGGCAGAAGAAAGGGCUUCUUUGCGUGGUCCCCUGCCAGUGGGGGUGGGUGCACAGGGGGUCCCCCUCGGCCUGGGCCCCCGUGCCCAUGGCCAGCUUCCUGCUGAUGAACAUGCUGUUUGUAUUGUUUUAGGAAACCAGGCUGUUUUGUGAAUAAAACGAAUGCAUGUUUGUGUCACGAAGCA